Molecule: messenger RNA, 3086 nt
Organism: Manis pentadactyla (Chinese pangolin)
Lineage: Eukaryota; Metazoa; Chordata; Mammalia; Pholidota; Manidae
Gene: DERL1
Product: derlin 1
Exons: 8
Coding region: 191-946 (251 amino acids)
Biological process (GO): endoplasmic reticulum unfolded protein response
Cellular component (GO): endoplasmic reticulum membrane; Hrd1p ubiquitin ligase ERAD-L complex
Molecular function (GO): ubiquitin-specific protease binding; misfolded protein binding
Source: RefSeq, a predicted model, not a curated record
UUUCACCUCCAAACGCUCGCUUGCUGGUCUGAAUUCGGUGGCGCCACGUCCCUCUGUCUCCGCCUUUUGCACCGCAGCUUGGGUGGUUUCCGCUUCGACACCUUACACUCGUGGAGCCGACCGCGUUGUGAGGGGGCCGGGACGGGGAGUCGGGCGGCUGUGCGGCGUCCUGGCCACGUAAGAGGCGAAGAUGUCGGACAUCGGGGAUUGGUUCAGGAGCAUCCCGGCUAUCACGCGCUAUUGGUUUGCCGCCACCGUCGCGGUGCCCUUGGUCGGCAAACUCGGUCUCAUCAGUCCGGCCUACUUUUUCCUCUGGCCCGAAGCCUUUCUCUAUCGCUUCCAGAUUUGGAGGCCAAUCACUGCCACCUUUUAUUUCCCUGUGGGUCCAGGAACUGGAUUUCUCUAUUUGGUCAAUUUAUAUUUCUUAUAUCAAUAUUCUACACGACUUGAAACAGGAGCUUUUGAUGGGAGGCCAGCAGACUAUUUAUUCAUGCUCCUCUUUAACUGGAUUUGCAUCGUGAUUACUGGCUUAGCAAUGGAUAUGCAGUUGCUGAUGAUUCCUCUGAUCAUGUCAGUGCUUUAUGUCUGGGCCCAGCUGAACAGAGACAUGAUUGUAUCAUUUUGGUUUGGAACACGAUUUAAGGCCUGUUAUUUGCCGUGGGUUAUCCUUGGGUUCAACUAUAUCAUCGGAGGCUCGGUAAUCAAUGAGCUAAUUGGAAAUCUUGUUGGACAUCUUUAUUUCUUCCUAAUGUUCAGAUACCCAAUGGAUUUAGGAGGAAGAAAUUUUCUAUCCACACCUCAGUUUUUGUACCGCUGGCUGCCUAGCAGGAGAGGAGGGGUGUCAGGAUUUGGUGUGCCCCCUCCUAGCAUGAGGCGAGCUGCUGACCAGAACGGUGGAGGUGGGAGACACAACUGGGGACAGGGCUUCCGUCUUGGGGACCAGUGAAGGAGUGGCCUCUGGCCUGCCCACCAGCUUCUCUGCACAGAUGAAUUUUCCUCCCAGUGCUGGGUGUGCUUAACCAAGUUCUAGCAAAUGCCCUUGGACCUGACCCACACUGAAUGUAGUCUUUCAGUACAAGACAAAAUUUUUUAAAUCCUGAAGAAAAAUAUAAGUGUUCCUCAGGUUUGAUGAUUCUCAUUCAAGUCCUUACUGCUCCGAAGAACAAUAGCAACUGUGCUAAUUUCAGAACUGGCUGUAUGUUUUGGUGUCUUCUCUUCCUUUUCCGUCUGAAUAAUGGGCUUUGGCAGGUCCUGGUCUGUUGGCACCAAGCUGGGCAUCUGGGGUUGGGUCACCAAACAUUUGUCAAAGGGACUCUUAGGUCUUUCUUGCCCACAUGCCUCCCUCCUGCUCUUCCUAACCCCCAAAUUUGCAACUAGAGGAGGUUGCCCAUAAAAUGGUUCUGCCUUUGACAGGCUUUCUUAUUUAUUGACUUUUGCCAAGGCUUGGUCACAAAGAACUUGUUUACAUCACCUGCCCCCACCUUUGGUGGCAGAACUGUAGCAGUAGGAGAGAAAACUGGAGCAGCGGAUGAAGAGCUUUCUCAACUUUUGGAAUUGCUGUGACCCGUAUCAGUUGCAGCCAUUUGCCCUCUCUUCAGAUGGUUUUAUAAAAAGCACCACUGAGUCAGUGAGGGCCACAGAUUUGUAUAAAUGAGGCAUGAGGGUUGUUGCUAGGCAUUGUUUUCCUAAGUUAAGUGAUCAAAACUAUAGUGGAGUUGCAUCUUACACAGGGGCUAGGUUUAAACUGUGGUGGGCAUAAUCCCUUUGCAUCUCGUGUAGGGCAUAGUGGCGUUGUGUGUACCCAGAGUAGUUGGAUUAUAUUGUGCUAGAAAGUACCAAAUCACAUUUGCUCAGGGAAAUGCUCUCUCUGAGAGGUACCUGGGCAUUGAUGCCAUUUCAUUCUCAUUCUGGAUGUAUGUUAUUGAGUAUGGAGUGGGGAACCUGAUACCCUAUUUCAAUUGUCGUAUUUUGGUGCCCCUUCCUCCUUUUAAGUGGACAUGUCCUUCAGUUAAUUGUGAGGAAUGUGCAGCACCUCUGUAACAUAGAUCAUAUUUGAAGAGCUAAAUAAGCUCAUAUAAGUGAAUCACAUAAUUUCGGGUUGUAAUGGCUUUAGAAUCAUUUGUGUUUGAGGGCCUCUUUUGAGUCGUGAAUAUACAAGUCACAAAUAUAUACAUCAGAACAGCUUAAAUACCCACAGCGUUGUUUUCAUAGGUGGGCUUUUUCCAUGAGAGCUAGGCUUGCUUGUCACCAAAUAAAGUUUUUUGAAGGCCAUGGUGUUUCACAUAGUUCCCUUGUUUUAUGUUUUUAUUCUGAAAGCAGACUCCCAGGAGCAGUGUUGAGUGGCUGCCAUACUUUGGGUCAACUAAAAAGGCUUUGAACAUUGUGAUCAGUUUCUUUCUGGAAGGAGCCUUGUGCUGUAACACGUUGCUGGAGCUUUGCGCCUGGGCUUGGCUAGUGUGGUAUAAUAGUGAUGUGUGGUAUACUCGGACGUGGGGAUUUGAAAACAGCUCAUUUUUAAUAAUGUUUACUUGUGUACCUCUCCAUAUUUGAAUGAUAAAACGGGGGGCAGGGAGAAUCUGAACCUUACCUGUCACAUGUUCUGAUGUUGACCUGUGGCCACAAUAAAAUUCACUUGUAAAAUUUUAGAAGCCAUCGUUCCUGCUAUGUUGCAUGUGCACCUCAUUGUACAGGCGUGGAAACCCAUGGUAUGUGUAAGAAGAUUCUCAUGGUAAGUGAGCUGGAGUCUCUACAUGCCCUCUUAGCAGCUCAACUGCCUGAGAGCAGUAGUUUUUCUAAAAGUUACAAGUGUUCUUUAUAGAAUUCUUCAGUUAAAGGCAAAAUGUUCAUUACAUUCUUCCUCUUAACACACUUAGGAAGCUGAUAAUUUUAUUAAUCUUGUCUGGAUUUCCUACCUUCUUUGGAAUGAUUUUAGCCAAGCAAGCUCUUUGAGAUUUGAUUUGAUAAGGAAAGAUACGACAGUGGAUUCUCUUUAUGAAUGAAAAAAAUCCUGAUUUUGUAUAGAGAAACUACUCUUUUGUAACAUCCUUUUUAUUGGUCAAAAUUGUAAAUUAAAAUGUACAACUUGA